Solea senegalensis (Senegalese sole) is the source of this 1356-nucleotide messenger RNA. It is a transcript of the gene akr1a1a, whose product is annotated as aldo-keto reductase family 1, member A1a (aldehyde reductase). The transcript is spliced from 8 exons. Lineage: Eukaryota; Metazoa; Chordata; Actinopteri; Pleuronectiformes; Soleidae. Gene Ontology annotation, molecular function: aldose reductase (NADPH) activity. Gene Ontology annotation, cellular component: cytosol. The record is from RefSeq and is a predicted model, not a curated record. Gene Ontology annotation, biological process: aldehyde catabolic process. The coding region runs from base 270 to 1244 and encodes 324 amino acids.
AAAUAAGUUUAAGUGUGAGUCAUCAGUGUCAGACACUGGCUGCAUGUAAGAUGGACGUGAUGUCUCUGCACAAACCUGUUGAGUACAGAGUGUAAUAGUGUACUCCUGCUCUGGUGUAGGAGUUAAUGAAUUCAGAUGAGCGUGUUGAUCAGUAACAGAAUAUUAAGACUUAGUCAUGAUGACUGGACAACACUGGCUACAUUUUCAUAGGGAAAGGUCUCCUCGCACUGUCCUCUGUCUGUCCUCUGUCAGGUCCUCAGAGCUGGAACAUGAGCACCUUUGUGACUCUUUCAACCGGGCAGCAGAUGCCCAUGGUCGGACUUGGCACAUGGAAGAGUUCUCCAGGACAGGUGAAGCAGUCAGUGCUGGCAGCGUUAGACUGUGGGUACAGACACAUCGACUGUGCUGCUGCUUACAGUAACGAACCGGAGGUCGGAGAAGCUCUGGCUCUGAGGCUCGGGCCUGGGAAGGCUCUGCGUCGUGACGACGUGUUUGUGACGUCCAAACUGUGGAACACUAAGCACGAUCCACGGGACAUUGAAGGAGCCUGCAGGACCAGUCUAGCCCACCUGGGUCUCUCCUACCUGGACCUUUACCUCAUGCACUGGCCCAUGGCUUUUCAGCCAGGGAAAGAGCUGAUGCCUCGCAGGGAAGACGGAAGCAUUUGCUACUCGGACACACACUACAGAGACACUUGGACGGCCAUGGAGACUUUAGUGGACAAAGGUCUGGUCAAGGCUAUAGGACUGUCUAACUUCAAUGCCAGGCAAAUGGACGACAUCAUCGGCGUGGCCAGACACAAACCUGUGGUCAACCAGGUGGAAUGUCAUCCUUAUUUGUCUCAAGUGGAUCUCGUCUCUCACUGCCGGUCAGUGGGAGUGUGUGUGACAGCCUACAGUCCUCUGGGCAGCGGGGACAGACCCUGGGCGUCUCCCGAUGAGCCAAGCCUGCUGGACGAUCCUCGACUGGGAGCCAUCGCCCACAAAUACCACAGAACGCCGGCUCAGGUCAUACUCAGGUGGCACGUUCAGAGGGGCGUUGUGUGUAUACCCAAGAGUGUGACGCCCUCCAGGAUCCAGCAGAACCUGCAGGUGUUUGACUUUUCCCUGACAGAUCAGGACAUGAAGCUGAUCGAGUCCUUCAACCGACACGAGCGCUUCAUCGUCCCGUCAGUUGAGCGGGAUGGUAAGAGAGUGUGGAGAGAUGCAGAGCAUCCCCAUUUCCCCUUCCAUGAUCCUUACUGAGGCAGAAACCAAGUCUUCAAAUUUAAAUAUACACAUUUUCUCGGUGAAUUAUUCACUAAAAUUGUGGUUUAAAAAACUAAAUUGAAAUGGAAUAAACAAUUUUCCAGAUGUA